AUGUUUUCAUUAUUAUGCAAAACAUUGCCUUUAAAAAAUCAUUUAAAUUAUAGUAAUAAUAAUUUAAAGAUUAGAAACAUAAGCUUAACAUUAUUUAACUGCAAACAAACUAUUGAUCGUUCAAAAGUACCUAUUCUUAAUGAAAAUGAUCUUGAAGAAAUGUUUGUGAAGGGUAGUGGACCUGGAGGUUCAGCAGUUAAUAAAAAUUCCAAUUGUGUUGUAUUAAAACAUAAACCUACUGGUAUUGUAAUUAAAUGUCACGAAUCUAGAUGUGUUGAAGACAACAGAAAAAUAGCUCGAGCAAAACUUAUUGAAAAACUAGAUGUAAUAGAAAAUGGCAACGAGUCACUUGCAGAACAAAAAAAAGCAAUUGCUGAAAAAAAGAACGCACAAAAAGAAUGGAAACGAAAAAAAUUAGAAUCCUUAAAAAAAGAUUGGAUUGAAAGAGAAAGUAGUUUUAAGCCUUAA
Cinara cedri is the source of this 468-nucleotide messenger RNA. NCBI's taxonomy places the organism in Eukaryota, Metazoa, Arthropoda, Insecta, Hemiptera, Aphididae. The record is from the annotation of a GenBank genome assembly.